UUCAAUAAUGUUAUUGUUUUUGUUAGGCAGAGAUGUGACAAGCUUAACAUAUUCCAAUAAAGUAUAUGCAUGAUCCACAUGCUUUCUGGUUUAUACACUUUGAUUAUAAGAUAGUGAGUUGUAAUGUCUCUUGUGUUGGCUUUUGGUCUAUGAAAUAGCCCCUAUAUAAAGAGUUUCAAAGGAAUUAGACUGCAGAACACAAACAUUGAACUUACUCCAAAAAAAGGAAGAGGAAAAAAAAAGGAACAAACAAGAAAAGAGUAGUAAAAAUGGCAAGCAAGUUGCAUGUUCGGUCAAACAGUUUGCCAAAUGGAUCUCAUCCAUGCUCCUCCAGAGUAAGAGAUCAAUUGAAGAACCUCAAGGCUUUCGAAGCAACUUCGUCAUCUGAGUCAAUUGUCACUAGCUUGUCCCUUUUGGAAGAUCUAUACUCUUCUUUGGAUGAUCUUCUCAAUGUUGCAUCAACCCAAAAGGUCAUCUCUCAACAACAAGGUGACAAAUGCAUUGAAGAAAUCUUGGAUGGAUCCAUGAAGGUCUUGGAUAUAUGUGGCAUCACAAGGGACACAGUUAUGCAGAUCAAGGAGAAUGUGCAAUUCCUUCAUUCAGCUCUUAGAAGGAGAAAGGAUGAUUCAACCAUCGAAACAAGCAUAGCUGAAUACAAUUCCUUCUCAAAGAAGAUGAAGAAAAAUGUCAACAAGGUGAUCACAUCCUUGAAGCAGCUACAAAGCAAAUUCGGAGCAUCUCAACUGUUGAAUGAAGAAGUGAUGAGAGUUUUAAGAGAAGUGAUUGCAAUGAACGUGUCUAUCUUCCAAUCCCUUUUGACUUUUUUCGCUCGUCCAGCGUCGAAGUCAAAGGCAGCCAAAUGGAUGAACAAGUUGAUGCAUAAAGGAGUGGUUGCAUCUGAAGAUAACUCAGAGAAUUGCAAUGAAUUGCAAUUGGUGGAUGCAACUUUGAACAUCCUUUUAAAAGAAGGUGCUAAUGGUUCCAACAUGAAAGUAGGACAUGAGAAAUUGGAGGCUUUGGAGAUUGCAAUUGAAAGCAUUGAGAUUAGAUUAGAAAGCUUAUUUAGGAGCAUGAUUAAGACUAAGACAUCCCUUUUGAACAUAUUAUCCCAAUAGAGACUAUGUUCAACAUAAAGCAAUUUUGAUCCCACUAAUUUUGUAUAUAUGUAAAUAACAAAAUGCAAUAGUUAUACAAUCAAAUCAAAUAUAGAGAAAAGUUUAUACUA
Messenger RNA from Arachis ipaensis, 1225 nucleotides. RefSeq lists its product as uncharacterized. Lineage: Eukaryota; Viridiplantae; Streptophyta; Magnoliopsida; Fabales; Fabaceae. Gene Ontology annotation, biological process: root development; shoot system development. The record is from RefSeq and is a predicted model, not a curated record.